AUGUCCCCCGCUCUGUCUCUGAGGCGCGUCCAGGCAACUCUGCACGCUGCCCCAUCCACAGGUGGCGCCUCCGCAGCUCCCAUUGGCCGCGAUUCCCGGCCAACGGGAGCUGCAGAGGUGGCACCUGCAGACAAGUAUGUUCAAGAAAACUUAAGUGUCAUGUCAGUGGGGUUCUUGCUCAAUGGUCCUGAUGAUGCUGUUAUCUGGAGAGGACCCCAAAAAAAUGGAAUGAUCAAACAAUUUCUUUGUGAUGUGCAGUGGGGUGAAAUUGACUACCUUAUUGUGGAUACACCUCCAGGUACUUCAGAUGAACAUUUAUCUAUUGCAUAUCUAAGUUCCGCAUACAUAGAUGGAGCAGUUAUAAUCACUACCCCUCAGGAAAUAUCACUUCAAGAUGUUUGAAAGGAGAUCAACUUCUGUCAUAAGGUGAAACUGCCAAUCAUAGGUGUUGUUGAAAAUAUGAGUGGCUUUGUAUGCCCAAAAUGUAAGAUUGAAUCUCAAAUCUUUCCGCCAACAACUGGAGGAACAGAGAAGAUGGACCAAAAUUUAAAUAUUUCUCUCCUUGGUAAAGUGCUCCUAGAUCCUCAAAUAGGGAAAGGGAAAAGUUGUGAUAAAGGCCAAUCUUUUUUGUCUGAAAUACCUGAGUCCCCAGCUACUUCAUCCUACAGGAAUAUCAUCCAAAGGAUUCAAGAAUAUUGUGGCCUACACCACUCACAAGAAAAAUUAUCUAACCAAGGAACGGAAUAA
Messenger RNA from Emys orbicularis (European pond turtle), 747 nucleotides. It is a transcript of the gene NUBP1, whose product is annotated as NUBP iron-sulfur cluster assembly factor 1, cytosolic. Gene Ontology annotation, cellular component: cytosol. NCBI's taxonomy places the organism in Eukaryota, Metazoa, Chordata, Testudines, Emydidae. Gene Ontology annotation, biological process: iron-sulfur cluster assembly. Gene Ontology annotation, molecular function: ATP binding; iron-sulfur cluster binding; ATP-dependent FeS chaperone activity. The record is from RefSeq and is a predicted model, not a curated record.